This is a messenger RNA of Oreochromis aureus, 2042 nucleotides long. Its product is annotated as stonustoxin subunit beta-like. The annotation marks the transcript as partial. The transcript is spliced from 2 exons. Gene Ontology annotation, molecular function: protein binding. Lineage: Eukaryota; Metazoa; Chordata; Actinopteri; Cichliformes; Cichlidae. The record is from RefSeq and is a predicted model, not a curated record.
GCUUGCCUCCACCAGUAUUCCUGUCAACUCACAAUCGACACAAACACAGUACACAAAAACCUCCAACUGUCUGACAACAACAGGAAGGUGACACGUGUGAAGGAGGUUCAGCCAUAUCCUGAUCAUCCAGACAGAUUUGGUUAUCGUCUACAGCUGCUGUGUAGUGAUGGUCUGACUGGUCGCUGUUACUGGGAGAUCGAGUGGAGAGGAGAGGUUCGUAUAGCAGUGAGUUACAGAAGAAUCAGAAGGAAAGGAGUCAAUAAUAACUGUGUGUUUGGAAAGAAUGACCACUCCUGGAGUUUAUUCUGCUCUGAUGAUGGUCCUUAUUGUGUCUGUCACAAUAAUAUAAAAACAUCCAUCUCCUCCUCCUCCUCCGUCUCUAAUAGAGUAGCAGUGUAUGUGGACUGUCCUGCUGGCACUCUGUCCUUCUACAGAGUCUCCUCUGACACUCUGAUCCACCUCCACACCUUCAACACCACAUUCACUGAAACUCUUUAUCCUGGAUUCAGAGUUUAUUCUGGUUCCACCGUGAGUCUGUGCUGAGUUUAAUCAUUUAGUCUAAAGAGUGUCCUCCUGUUAGAGAAACACUCUAAGUCAUUCUUUCUAAGAUUAGGAUUUGGAUUCAACUUUAUUGUCAUUACACAUGUAUAAAUACAGGGUAACGAAAUACAGUUUGCAUCUAAUCAGAAGUGCAAGAGCAAUAACAGAUAAGUGUAUAAAAGGUUGGAAUAGUUCUGAACAUAUUAUGUACAAAUAAGUUAAGUAUACAGAUGUUUAUAUUGCUAUACAGAGAGCAAAUAUACAGAUGUGCUACAUAUAUACAGAUGUACCAUUGUGUGGUUAACAGAUCUACAGAGUGCUAUGAAUAUAGUACUCUGAACAGACUGUAAUAGUGAUGAGUGUACGCACUAUAACAGAGACUACACUAUCAUGAUCAUGGUCAUUGGGAGGGAUAGGGGUGUGUGGAUGGAAAGGUUCAGAAGUUACCGAGUAUGUCAGUAGACAGGUGGUUCUUCUUCAGUGCCCUCAAGAAAGAGAGGCGCUGAUGGGCCUUCUUGACCAGGCUGGAGGUGUUAGUUGACCAGGUCAGACUCUCAGAGAUGCGGGUCCCCAAGAACUUGAAGCUGGAAACCCAUUCAACAGCUGUGCCAUUUAUGUAGAUGGGGAGAUGGGUGCCUGUCUUCUCCCUCCUGAAGUCCACAAUGAGCUCUUUGGUUUUGCUGCUUGGUUUUUAUGGUGAUGGAGUUGGAUCCGUACCUAGGUCUGCAGUCAUAGAGGAACGGGCUCAGCACACAGCCCUGUGGAGUGCCAGUGUUGAGUGUGAUGGUCGUAGAGCAUCCAGGUACAGAUGAGGUUGCUGAUUCCAAAGCUUCUUAGCAAUAAAAUCUUUUUGAAAUAAAGUUAAUGAAUGUACCUUGUUAAAAAUAUCCAGAAAAUGAUAUUGUAUUCACGAUAUACUCUGAACUACAGAUCUUAUCAUAUACAUACUGCUUAAUGUCAUAAUACUGCUGUAAUACUGCAUUACUACAUUUAACUUAGAUAAUGAUUUAAUUUAGUUUAACAAUUUCAACUCUUGAACAGUUAGGACACACAUAUUUCUUGUGUCUCAACACUUAAUUCUUAAGAAGACCAUUAGAGAAAGCUUCUAAUGGUUUUUUGUUUUUGGUCUGUUGUUCUGAUCCAAAUGUCCUUUGAUGAAUGGUAAAAACAGAACAGAACUAAAAUUAAUAAAAAUCUAACAAUUAAGCCAGGGGUAAAAUAAAUCUAGAGGCACAAUGAAUAUGUCAAGUUUCCCCUGCUGCAGACACCUGAGGGUGUUUGGACACUUUAAACAUCAGUGUUAUGUUCCAACCACAGUUGAUAACAGGUACAGUUCUGGUUGACCAUGAAAGACAAUGAAACAACUGCCCACCUCCGAGGAAAGGUGGCCAAAGACCAUUGCUCUCUCCUAAUUCAUCCUGAUUGAUUGGCUCUGGUUUUGUUUUCUGCUACUUUACUUGUGUUGGGAUUUAGAGAUUCUUUUAUUGCUACCAUAUAAUCUG